AUGUCGACAUCAGGUCCAACAUCGCCGCCGAAGUCCGUAUCCCCUAAACCAGUAUCCCCUAAACCAGUAUCCCCUAAAGCCGCUUCACCGACAAGCGCAGCUGCUUCUCCCCCGCCAGCGGCACUGGAUGUUACCGUUCAGGGCGAUGUUACUACCACAUUACACCCUGAACUGGAGGCCGAGACCUAUACCGAGUCGGCGUACAGUGAAUCUGAAGUAGGGAGUUAUACGACCAGCUUGUCAAGUUCGGUCAUGCACUAUCGUUUUGAGAAUGGCAGACGAUAUCAUUCCCAGUCAAUGACUGACACAAACUACUUUUUACCGAACGACGAGGCGGAGAAUGACCGGCUGGAUCUGAAUCAUCAUGUCAUGUUUCUUAUUCAGAAGGGAAAAUUACACGCAGCGCCGCUUAAAGACCCCCAGAGGAUUCUUGAUGUUGGGACUGGAACUGGUAUAUGGGCAAUCGAAAUGGCGGAUGAAUAUCCUAUGGCAAAUGUUGUUGGCAAUGAUUUGAGUCCUAUUCAGCCGCGAUGGGUUCCGCCAAAUCUCACUUUUGAGGUCGACGAUGUUGAGAAGGAAUGGACACACAAACCAGACAGCUUCGAUCUUGUCUAUAUCCGCUAUAUGGUCGGUUCAAUUAAGGAUUGGCCGAAGUUAUUAAAGCAGGCGUAUACAGCCGUUAAGCCCGGUGGCUACGUUGAGCUUCUCGAACCCGACUCCACACUCCGUUCCGACGACGGGUCUUUCCCUGAAGAUUCGGCCCUCGCUGAAUGGGGAAGACUAUUCACUGGUGGUGCCCGUGGCAUCGGUGCACCCUUAGACGAUACGCCGAAAUUCUCGGACUACCUCCGCGACGCUGGAUUCACCGAUAUUAGUCGAGAAAUCUUCAAAUUGCCGAAUUCUCCAUGGGCUAAGGAUGCGCAUAUGAAAGAAGUCGGUGGAUAUCAAAUGGCUGCCUUUAUUGAAGGGUUGGAGGCGCUUAGUUUGUUCUUUUUUACGACGGUGCACGGGAUGAGUGUACCAGAGAUUGAGAUUCUCUUGGCGCAGGUGAGGAAGGAUAUGAAGAAUAAGGCUAUCCAUACAUACUUUAACUUGUUCCGAUACGUGGCGAGGAAACCUGAGACAGCUUGA
Messenger RNA from Orbilia oligospora ATCC 24927, 1131 nucleotides. RefSeq lists its product as uncharacterized. The coding region runs from base 1 to 1131 and encodes 376 amino acids. Lineage: Eukaryota; Fungi; Ascomycota; Orbiliomycetes; Orbiliales; Orbiliaceae. Gene Ontology annotation, molecular function: methyltransferase activity. The record is from RefSeq and is a predicted model, not a curated record. The transcript is spliced from 12 exons.